AUGACCCGUCAGGUUCAUCCUGAAUCGGAUAUUGAAGUUCCUCCCCCUUUUAAAGGUGACUCUAAGAUUUCAGCAGAAGAAACCAGGAGCAGCAGUGGUAAAGAAAACCAAAAGAAAAAGUGCAAUGAAGGUUGUAGCUUUGCAGAUAAAGUGAGGAAGUUUCCAGAAUCGGUAUGGACUUCGACAGUGAAGGUUGGCAGAGAGGAUCCAAGAAGGGUGGUUCAUGCCUUCAAAUUCGGCGUGGCGUUGACAUUUGUAUCUUUGUUUUAUAUGAUUGAUGAUUUGUACAAUGCACUCCAAAAGGAUGCUAUGUUUGCUGUGUUUACUGUGGUUGUGGUGAUGGAAUUCACAGUUGGAGCAACAUUAUGCAAAGGACUAAAUAGAGCAUUGGGGACAGUUUUGGCAGCAUGCUUAGCAGUUCUGAUAGAUGCUCUUGCAAGUUCCUCUACUAAGAUUUUAACUGCAAUCAUUGUUGGUGUUUCAGUUUUCCUUGUUGGAAGUGGAGCUACUUAUGCAAGGUUCAUACCCCACAUCAAGAAGAAUCUAGACUAUGGUGUUGUUGUGUUUAUCUUGACAUUUAAUCUAGUAACAGUGUCCAGUUACCGUGAUGAUAAUGUGUUGAGACUGGCGCAAUCAAGAAUGUUAAACAUCGCGGUUGGAUGCAUGAUAUGCCUUGUCAUGUGCCUAUUGGUGUUUCCAAACUGGUCAGGGAAAUACCUUCAGGAUUCAAUCACAUCAAAACUAGAAAGCCUAGGAAACUGUAUAGAAGUUUGUGUGAAGGAAUACUUUUGUGAGUCUGAUCUAAAAGGAAGUGAAGACAGUUCGAUUCAUGAUCGCAUUUCCAAAGAUUACAAAGGUGUUUUAGAUUCCAAAGCUGCUGAAGAUACAUUGAUCUUACAUGCAAGGUGGGAGCCAAGAUACACAAGCUUCCACAGAAUCCCAUGGAAGCAAUUUGGGAAAGUCGGCGAUGCUCUUCGCCAUUUUUGUUACACUGUUGUAGCUCUACAUGGUUGUUUGAAGUCUGAAAUUCAGGCACCGUGGUCCAUUCGAAACAAGUGCAAGAACCCUUGCAUCAAACUUACAGAAGAAGCUAACAAGAUUCUAAAGGAACUCUCAAACAGCAUAAAGGACAAACGCCAAGUUUGCCCUCACAUACUCAACAAUGGUCUCAACAAAGCCUUAGAAGACCUCAACAAUGCCUUGAAAUCACAACCUCAGCUUCAUUUCAGCCACACACUGUCGGCCAGGAUGCGAGCUCAAGGGCCCCCUUUGCCUCCUGAUAGCCAUGAUGGUCAGAUGCCUAUGCCUCAACUGAGCAAGAGUAUGAGUAAGACUAUGAGUGUAAUCGUUGGCCUCGAGUUCUCAGAAGCACUUCCCCUUGCAGCUUUCACUUCUUUGUUGCUGGAUAUGGUGGCAAAGCUAGAAUAUGUCAUAGAUGAAGUUGAAUUAUUGGGAAGAAUGGCACACUUCAGAGAGUACAGAAGUGAAGAUGAAUUUUCGGUUAGAACUGAGGAACGACCUAAACCUUGUAGUGAACUACCUGCUUAUGGAGCCUAA
Messenger RNA from Arachis stenosperma, 1557 nucleotides. RefSeq names its product aluminum-activated malate transporter 12-like. Lineage: Eukaryota; Viridiplantae; Streptophyta; Magnoliopsida; Fabales; Fabaceae. The record is from RefSeq and is a predicted model, not a curated record. Gene Ontology annotation, biological process: malate transport. Bases 1 to 1557 code for a protein of 518 amino acids. Gene Ontology annotation, cellular component: plant-type vacuole membrane. The transcript has 7 exons.